Molecule: messenger RNA, 715 nt
Organism: Episyrphus balteatus (marmalade hoverfly)
Lineage: Eukaryota; Metazoa; Arthropoda; Insecta; Diptera; Syrphidae
Exons: 1
Coding region: 65-616 (183 amino acids)
Source: RefSeq, a predicted model, not a curated record
AAUACAGUUUUUAUUUUUGUUUUGCUCGUGUAUUUUGUGUCAUAUUUUUCGUCUGAAAAAAAAAAUGCCAAACACUCUUCAAACAAAAGGAACAAAUGUUCCCAAAUCUAAAACAAAAUCCAGAAUAAACAAACGUCAAAGAAAUCGUCGUCGAAAUAAACAAAAACAAUUAACAAAUGCUAUUCAACAAAAUAAAACUCAAUCUCAAACACGACAAACAGAAUUUUCCUUUAGUCAGAGUGCACAAAAAAAUGGAUCUGAAGUUUGGAGUGCUGCAUAUGAAAAUGCCGUAAGAUGGCACGGUGAACAUCAGAACAAUUUUUGGCGACAUGCUGCCGAACAGCUUGAAAAUGAAAAUCAAAUGUUGCGGCAACAAUUGCAUAAUGUUGCUAGAAUUAAACCGGAAAGGGAAACUCAAGUUUACUAUGAAACAUCCGAUGAAGAGGAACAGGAAGUGGUUUCGAUUAAAAAAGAAGAAGCAGACGAUGAGGUUGAUUCAAAAUAUUUGGAAUUUUUACAAAUAACAAUAAAACAUCGUGAAGAACUGCGACUAAAGAGAGAAGCUGCUGAUAAGUUGGAACAAGACGAAGCUUCAACAACGCCAACAAUAGACUAAGAUUAACAUUUAUGUUCUUUUUUGUUUUCACUGUCUGUAUUUGUUGUGUUCAUUGUAUUUAUAAGUAUUAGACUCAAAUAAAUGUUUUUAAGUAAAAUA